Conger conger (European conger) is the source of this 2994-nucleotide messenger RNA. RefSeq names its product jumonji domain containing 4 (gene jmjd4). The coding region runs from base 777 to 2051 and encodes 424 amino acids. Gene Ontology annotation, biological process: negative regulation of gene expression; protein hydroxylation; positive regulation of translational termination. The transcript has 6 exons. Gene Ontology annotation, molecular function: sequence-specific DNA binding; histone H4R3 demethylase activity. The record is from RefSeq and is a predicted model, not a curated record. NCBI's taxonomy places the organism in Eukaryota, Metazoa, Chordata, Actinopteri, Anguilliformes, Congridae. Gene Ontology annotation, cellular component: cytoplasm; nucleus.
UUCCCCCAUUCCGAGUUUUGAACCUGGUACUGUUCACAGCAUCGGGUAGUCACUAAAAUCUUUCAUUUUUUUAUUUUAACGUUACAUUGGCUAUUUAAAGCUAUGUGUAACCGUCAGGCAGUACCGUUACCGUUAUUAAUAUGAAAUUAGGGUAAUUCAAGGACAAUUAUGGGGAGUUUCUGGACUGUCCCCCUAGCUAGCUAACUAAGAUGCUUUGAUUCCAGCAGAAUGAUUCUUGGCAUUAGCUAUGUAGCUCGUUACCAAGCUUAAGAAAGUAACGUUAUUGGCUAGCUACCAUGUAUUCUAUGAUGAAGUUUUAUUUGUACGUUUUCCGAACAUUUAAGUUAGUAGGUUGGCUGUAUAUUUAUCUUUCCUAAUAUAAAUAUAUUGUGGUAUGUAGCAGUUUGCUACUCUGCUUUAACUUAACUGUUAACUUACUUCACUCACGACGGUAGCUGGUUAGUCGGAAUCUGCCACUUAGCUCGUCUGACGGACGAGCUCUUAGGUGCUAACGCUAUCUAAUAAUGCUAACGUAAUGACUUGUAUAAUACAAAAAUGUUGACGAUGAAAUGUUAGAUUGUAGCUGUGUCUAUAGCUGGCAACAUGGCUGUAGACAUAGCUAGCUAGAUUGCAAAUGUUUCCUAGCUACGGACUUAAGAAUCAAAAUAUCCUAACUAAGUGUUAGUUAUAUUCGGUGGAAUUUAUUUAUUAGGUAAUUUGUCUUCGUAAUUUUGUCGAUUCUGGUUUUAGCUGACGUUAUUCUACCUAGCCACACUAUGGAUAGAGAGACUUUUCAUACGUGUUGCAGCCUGGUUAAAAUCCCCAGACAGUCGUACGAGCAGUUCCGAUCUUCUCACUUCGUGGACUACAUUGAGAAGAAGGAUUUCAGCUAUUCUCGAUUCUUCAAGAACUACUUGCUUCCAAACCACCCAUGUGUUUUUUCGAAGAGGUUUACUGAAGACUGGAAUUGUCGGAAGCACUGGGUAACAGAAACUGGGAAACCGAAUUUUCAAAGACUCCUGCAAGAUUUUGAAGAGUCUCCAGUACCUGUCGCAAAUUGUAAUGCAAGAGAAUACAAUGCAAAUCCCAAGCAAAUAUUGCCUUUUAAAGAAUUUAUAAGCUACUGGAGGGAGUACAUGCAGAAUGGACACUCAUCGCCAAAAGGAUGUCUAUAUCUGAAGGAUUGGCACAUGCAAAGGGAGUUUCCUGAACACAAUGUCUACAGCACACCUGUGUUCUUCUCGUCUGAUUGGCUAAAUGAAUACUGGGACACUAUUGAAGUGGAUGACUAUCGCUUUGUCUACAUGGGACCAAAAGGUUCAUGGACUCCCUUCCAUGCAGAUGUCUUCCGCUCGUACAGCUGGUCAGCGAACGUCUGUGGCAGGAAGAAGUGGCUUCUGUAUCCCCCUGGCCAAGAGGAGUAUCUGCGCGAUUGUCAUGGCAACUUGAUUUAUGAUGUCACCGCACCCGCCCUUCAAGACAAGGGACAGUACCCGCACUACGAGAAGGCCUGCCAGCCUCUGGAGAUCAUCCAAGAGGCUGGAGAGAUCAUCUUUGUUCCAAGUGGAUGGCACCACCAGGUCUACAACCUGGAAGACACCAUCUCCAUUAACCACAACUGGCUGAAUGGCUGCAACCUGGACAUUAUGUGGCAGUUCCUGCAGGGGGAGCUCUCUGCGGUACAAAGGGAGAUCAGUGAAUGGAGGGACUCCAUGGACACCUGGCACCAGCACUGCCAGGUAAUCAUGAAGUCGUGCACAGGGAUCGACUACGGGGAAUUCUCCUCGUUCCUGAAGAUCAUCGCCAGCACCCGGCUCUCCUUCCUGAACGGCUGCUCGGGCACCUCCACCCCCGGGUGCCCGCGCCACCUGCCCGACACCCUGGCAACGCUGGGGCCCCACCACGCGGCCUUCGACCUGCAGCGCGUGGCACACAUCCUGGAGUGCAUGCUUAGCAAUGAGGACUUCCUGCGGCUGGACCCCACCUCCCUGAGCUCGCAGCCCGAGAGCCUGCUCCAGCAGAUCCGCGACGCCAUGCGCACCGCACUCUGACAGGGUCCCCCGUCACAGGAGCGCGCUACGACAAGCAUCCAGAACCGGCUUGAACCGGGUCACAAGAACUUUUGUGCCUCCGGCCACAAGGAGCUUUGCUCGGUCAAUCGCUACAGCUACUAAUGAUCACGAUUUUGAUGUGUUCACACUGUACAUUAACAACAAAUAAUACAACAAAUGUUUCAUGAUUUUAAUGUACAAAUGAUCCAGCAGUAUUAAUGUUAUGUCGUGUGUCGGACCGUGUGUUGACAUGGCAACACAAUUUCAAAAGGAACUUCACCCCUUGAUAGUGUAGUAUUUGGUGUAGCCUCUUAGCUUGUACCGUAGCCACUGUAAUGAAAGAAUCAUCGUUCUGUGGGUCAGCAGCUUUUGAGUUCCGCAACUUUGUGCAUGCGCUUAUUUUUAAUUUAUGCUCAUAUUUUGACUUUGCAUUGCACUUUCAGCUGAGCUAUUUGGAAUCAAAGAUUCCAGUUUACAGCAAGUGUGGAUGAAUCCAUGCUCGCAAAGUGUUGGCGUCUUGUAAUUGUCUCAUUAUCUAAUUUAUAAAAUAAUUGAUAUUUUGCUUAACAGGAAAGAGUACAUGCCAUAUGCGCUACAGAUUUGACAAAACAUCUAGCAAUUUUUGUUCCUAGUGCAGCCAUAUGUGAACUAAAACAUGAGUCAAACCAUUUGAAGUUAUGUAUAAAUAUCUUUAGUUUAUUGAUAUUAAACAAUCAUCUUGCAUGUACUGCAUAGUGACAGAUUAUUUCAUAGCAAAUAUAGGUUAUUUUCCUGAUUACUAUGGUACUGUCCUGAGACAGCGGGUGGCCAUAAGCUGGGGAAUGAACAGAUUGGUACUACGCUGUCACUUAUCUAGGGCAACAAAAGAGCUUUUCUGAAACUGUUUUUCACUUGCAUUUCUUUAUGAGCAUGACUCUGAAAUAAACGGUUUGGAUUUACUGUC